CCGGGAUGAUGGCGGUUGUUGGGGGUAAAGCCGAGUCCGGGGGGCGGGUGAAGAUCGGGCACUACUCCCUGGGGGACACCCUCGGGGUGGGCACCUUCGGCAAGGUCAAAGUCGGGAUGCAUGAACUAACGCAGCACAAGGUUGCAGUGAAGAUCCUGAAUCGCCAGAAGAUCCGCAGCCUUGAUGUUGUUGGCAAGAUCCGCCGUGAGAUCCAGAACCUCAAACUGUUCCGGCACCCACACAUCAUCAAGCUGUACCAGGUGAUCAGUACUCCUACAGAUAUAUUCAUGGUGAUGGAAUAUGUGUCGGGUGGGGAGCUGUUUGACUACAUCUGUAAGAACGGGAAGCUCGAUGAGAAGGAGAGUAGGCGCCUCUUUCAGCAGAUCAUCUCGGCAGUGGAUUACUGUCACCGACACAUGGUCGUACACAGGGACCUGAAGCCAGAGAACGUGCUGCUCGAUGCCCAGAUGAAUGCCAAAAUCGCUGACUUUGGUCUCUCGAACAUGAUGUCAGAUGGAGAGUUCCUGCGCACGAGCUGCGGCUCCCCCAACUAUGCUGCCCCCGAGGUCAUUUCUGGAAGGCUAUAUGCUGGGCCUGAAGUGGAUAUCUGGAGCUGUGGGGUAAUCCUCUAUGCCCUAUUGUGUGGUACCCUCCCGUUUGAUGAUGAUCACGUCCCCAUGCUCUUCAAGAAGAUCUGUGAUGGUAUCUUUUACACACCGCAGUACCUCAACCCAUCCGUCAUUGGCCUCCUCAAACACAUGCUGCAGGUCGACCCCAUGAAGCGGACCACCAUUAAGGACAUCCGAGAACACGACUGGUUUAAGCAGGAUUUGCCAAAGUACUUGUUCCCGGAGGAUCCUGCUUACAGUAGCAGUAUGAUUGAUGACGAGGCUCUGAGGGAGGUGUGUGAGAAGUUUGAGUGCAGCGAGGAGGAGGUGUUGAACUGUUUGUAUAGUCGGAACCACCAGGACCCGCUGGCCGUUGCCUACCACCUCAUCAUCGAUAAUCGCCGUAUCAUGAAUGAGGCGAAGGAUUUCUACCUCGCGUCCAGCCCCCCCGACAGUGCCUCCUUCCUGGACGAUCAGCACUUUGUCACGAGAGUCCACCCUGAGCGGGUGCCCUUCCUGGUGGCAGAGGCUGCGCCAAGGCCCAGGCACACCCUGGACGAGCUGAACCCCCAGAAAUCCAAACACCCAGGGGUGCGCAGAGCAAAGUGGCACCUCGGCAUCCGCAGUCAGAGCAGGCCAAGUGACAUCAUGGCGGAAGUGUGCCGGGCCAUGAAGCAGCUGGGGUACGAGUGGAAGGUGAGAAACCAGAGGGUCCGGGGGCAUGGGAAUGUGGGAGAUCAGGGAGACUUCAUCGUCAGUGAUGACUACCCCUGUGGGAAGAGGGCCAGCUACACCUCCUGGGAGACCAUGUAA
This is a messenger RNA of Stegostoma tigrinum, 1421 nucleotides long. Its product is annotated as 5'-AMP-activated protein kinase catalytic subunit alpha-1-like. Gene Ontology annotation, cellular component: cytoplasm. Gene Ontology annotation, molecular function: ATP binding; protein serine/threonine kinase activity. The coding region runs from base 6 to 1421 and encodes 471 amino acids. Lineage: Eukaryota; Metazoa; Chordata; Chondrichthyes; Orectolobiformes; Stegostomatidae. Gene Ontology annotation, biological process: intracellular signal transduction; protein phosphorylation. The record is from RefSeq and is a predicted model, not a curated record. The transcript has 8 exons.